Molecule: messenger RNA, 2000 nt
Organism: Oryctolagus cuniculus (rabbit)
Lineage: Eukaryota; Metazoa; Chordata; Mammalia; Lagomorpha; Leporidae
Source: RefSeq, a predicted model, not a curated record
GAAGUUAGGAACUCAGUCCAAGUCUUCCAUGUGGAUGGCAGGAAGCCGAGUACUGGAGCCAUCACCCGCCACCUCCCAGGGUGUGCAAUAGCAGGAAGCUGGAAUGAGGAGCAGAGCUGGAACCGAGGCCCGAGUACUCUGAUACAGAACACAGGCACAAGACAUGGCCAUUCCUAGGGCUCAGUGUGCAGACGCAGGCAGUUAGCCGGGGCGGCAGGUCCUCUGGCACGGCAAGGUCAAGGAGGAAGCCCCCUGGAGCUAGCGGGAGGGAGGAAGGAAUGGGGGAGACGGUCCCGAGAAGACGGCGGGAAGAUGAGAAGUCCAUCCAGAGCGACGAACCCAAGACCACGAGCCUCCAAAAGGAGGUGGGUCUGAUCAGUGGCAUCUGCAUAAUCGUGGGCACCAUCAUCGGCUCUGGGAUCUUCAUCUCCCCCAAGUCUGUGCUUAGCAACACGCAAGCCGUGGGACCCUGCCUCAUCAUCUGGGCGGCCUGUGGGGUCCUUGGGACUCUAGGGGCUCUGUGCUUUGCGGAGCUCGGCACCAUGAUCACCAAGUCGGGGGGUGAGUACCCCUACCUGAUGGAGGCCUUCGGCCCCAUCCCCGCCUACCUCUUCUCCUGGAGCAGCCUCUUGGUCAUGAAGCCCUCGUCCUUCGCCAUCAUCUGCCUUAGCUUCUCUGAGUACGUGGCGACGCCCUUCUACUCAGGCUGCGAGCCUCCCAAAGUCGUCGUGAAGUGCCUGGCCGCUGCAGCCAUCAUGCUCAUCACCACUGUGAACUCGCUGAGCGUGCGGUUGGGCAGCUACGUGCAGAACUUCUUCACAGCGGCCAAGCUGGUGAUCGUGGCCAUCAUCAUCAUCAGCGGACUUGUCCUCCUGGCCCAAGGAAACACGAAGAAUUUCGAGAAUUCCUUCGAGGGUGCAGAAGUCUCGGUGGGAGCCAUCAGUCUGGCAUUGUACAAUGGGCUCUGGGCUUAUGAUGGCUGGAAUCAACUCAAUUACAUCACAGAGGAACUCCGAAACCCCUUCAGAAACCUGCCGCUGGCCAUCAUCUUCGGGAUCCCGCUGGUGACCGUGUGCUACAUCCUCAUCAACAUCUCCUACUUCACGGUGAUGACGCCCACGGAGCUGCUGCAGUCCCAGGCCGUGGCUGUGACCUUUGGGGACCGCGUCCUCUACCCAGCCUCAUGGAUUGUCCCAGUGUUCGUGGCGUUUUCAACCAUUGGUGCUGCUAACGGGACCUGUUUCACAGCUGGCAGACUCGUUUACGUGGCCGGCCGGGAAGGCCACAUGCUCAAAGUGCUCUCUUACAUCAGUGUCAGGCGCCUGACCCCAGCCCCUGCUAUCAUCUUUUACGGGAUCGUUGCAACCAUUUAUAUCAUUCCUGGUGACAUAAACUCCCUCGUCAAUUACUUCAGUUUUGCCACAUGGCUGUUUUAUGGCCUGACGAUUCUAGGACUCAUCGUGAUGAGGUUUACAAGGAAAGAACUGGAAAGGCCCAUCAAGGUGCCCAUCUUCAUCCCCAUCCUGGUGACCUUCAUAGCUGCGUUUUUGGUCCUGGCCCCAGUCAUCACUAACCCAGCGUGGGAGUAUCUCUACUGCGUGUUAUUUAUCCUGAGCGGCCUUGUAUUUUACUUCCUUUUCGUCUACUACAAGUUUGAAUGGGCUCAGAAAAUCUCAAAGCCCAUCACCAUGCACCUCCAGAUGCUCAUGGAAGUUGUGCCGCCGGAGCCAGACCCCAAGUGACAAGUUUGUGUCUGUAACCAACUCAACGCUGUGAGUUUAGUUUUGUAAGCAGUAUUUGUGGUAUUUCUUCCUGAUUUUUUUCUUAAGAAGAAUUGUAUCAGAUGCUUAUGUAAUAUUAUUUUUGGUAUCCUUAAUUGUCUGGGUGGGUUCCAGGCGUGUACGGUGACCCCGGCAGGUGCAGCCACGGCCCAGCGGCUGCUGUGUGCUUGCCCGAGGGACACAACACGCUCCCGCGAAUAAAGCGCAUCCUGCAUCGCC